AAUCAGCGUCCGGCUUUGGGAGGGAGCCGCGUUGUUCAAAAACCAGAAGAUAGACGUGUGGACUGGAAAAACAACUCAGCUGUUUGAGCAAGCAACAAAACACCGAGAGAAAAGCCUGUUGUAGAUGGGUACCUAAUAGGUUAUAAACAGCCUGCAGACUUUCAAUACAAUUACCUGUUUAGAUUUAGUCAAACAGUGCACUAGGACAUUCGGCGGACACGAUGGCUCUGACUCUGCUGUCUCCUGGUUUUCGUUCUGAUGAAGAGGAUGAAAUGGCUGUUUUUGAGUCUACUGCUGCGGAGCAUGGGGGGCUAGGUAGACCUCGGCUACCUGAAAUCUCUGUGAUUUCUCCAGGCCUCGAUAGACAUCCAUCCACCACUUUACUAACCAUGAAGCAGUCACUCUGCAGACCAGGCAUUCAUGAUCAAGUAAAUCCUGAGAAAGUGAAGGUCUAUCUGCGCAUCAGACCUCUAACUGAAAUGGAAAAGGACAGAGGGGAAGAACAAGGCUGUGUGCUUGUGCAGGAUGAAAAAUCUCUUCUCCUAAAAGCUCCAAAAGAGUCUCAGAACAUGAGAAAUGCUGAGCGAGGCAUCACUCAGAGCAUGCACAAGUUCAGCUUUUCAAAGAUUUUUGGACCAGAUACUACUCAGCAGCAGUUUUAUGAGCACACAAUGAAAACAAUGGUCAAGGAUGUGCUUCAAGGAGAGAACAGACUCUUGUACACAUAUGGAGUCACCAACUCUGGGAAGACCUACACUGUUCAGGGAAGUGGCCGAGAAGCAGGUAUUUUACCUCGAGCACUGGCUUCCAUGUUCAUGAAGCUGAAGGGCCGUCUGUAUGGAGGCAUGGACCUGAAGCCCAUCAUGUACCAGGAUAUAAAACAACUAGACCCCACGGAGGUUAAAGUGGAGGAAAGUCGCAGAAACUCACUGCUCAAAGAGGGUGAUGGUCACAUGUCUCAUCGCGUUGGGACAACCACUGUGUGGGAUAGUGGCAUCGGAGGACUCUCAGUCACAAGUAACUUGGCCACUCAACUUGAAGAUGUUGACAGUGUCUGUCUGGAGCCAGACAGCCUGUCCAACAGUGGAGGGGAUGAUCUGAAGGAUGGGGUGCAGUUUUCUAUCUGGGUGUCCUAUUAUGAAAUCUACAAUGAGUUCCUGUACGACUUACUGGAUGCUUCGCCCUCAAUGCAGCCCAGAAAAAGGGUUACUCUGAGACUUGGUGAUGACAAGCAGGGCAAUCCAUAUGUAAAAGACUUGACAUGGAUUCAGGUUUGCAGUGCUGAGGAGGCAUGGAGGGUUCUCACAGUUGGCCGUCGUAACCAAAGUUUUGCUUGUACUCAUCUUAAUCAAAACUCUAGCCGCAGUCACAGCAUCUUUUCCAUCCGCAUCCUGCAUGUUCACCCAGAGAGUGUUUCAGACCAAGCCAUGCGCAUCAGCGAAUUAACCAUAUGUGAUUUGGCUGGAUCUGAACGGUGCAAAGAGCAGCGCAAUGGUGAAAGAAUGAAGGAGGCUAACAACAUCAACACUUCUCUGCUGACAUUGGGGCGAUGCAUUGCUGCGUUGCGUCACAACCAGAACAAUAGGUCCCGUCCUCCACAGGUUGUGCCUUUUCGUGACAGUAAGCUAACUCGUGUGCUGCAAGGGUUCUUCUGCGGUAAGGGAACCUCCAGCAUGGUGGUCAACAUCAACCCCUGUGCUUCAAUUUAUGAUGAGACUUUACAAGCUCUCAAGUUCUCUGCAAUUGCUACUCAACUGGUGCAUGGCCCAUCAACCAAGACCAGAGUGGCUUAUAUUCUGUCUCUGCUGCGUGAACCUGCAGCUAACAGUAAUGACAGUACUGUAAUUGAAGAAGAGGAAGAUGACAGUGACGUGGAAGAUGGCGAUAUCACUAUGUUAAAUACUGAGGCCCUGCUGCAGGCCAUCGACAUCCUGAAAAAAGAGGUGCAGCGUCAGUGGGAGGAAAAGGAAGUCUUGGAGGCAAAUGUGCGAGAGCAAGUGGUCUCAGAGAUGAUGGAGGUCAUCACAGGAAUGCAGGACGGUUUCAGUGAGAGUCUGGAGACAGAGAAGGCUCUGCUUGAAGAGCGAUAUGAGGACAAGAUUAACAAUCUACAGAAACAUUUGAAACGCUUCUAUAGCCAGGAGCUCAAGGAACGAGAUCAAGAGAUUGAAGCUUUAUCUGCUGCCUUGGAAAAACAAAAAACACAAUCAUCAACCGUGCCAGACACAUUUGGUGAGGUACCACGGCGAUCGCAGAGACUCACUGUUAACUCACAACUGAGCAGUCUACGCUAUGAGCUGGACCAGUGCCGGGUUGAGCUGCUCACCAAAACAGAAGAAUUGGCCAAGCUGAAGACACAGCUGGAAGUCCCUGGAUCAGCAGGUGCACUGACUAAUGCUGCUGAUCGUAAACUGGAGGAGGGCCAAAGAAACCUCUGGCAGCUGCGUCAGGACUUGCAUAGACUAGGGAUGGACCUCCAGUCUGGUGAAAGGGCGUGCUGUCGUAACACAGGAGGAGAGCGUCUGCGCCAAGCUUUAACCACCGCUGAUGAGACACUGGCCAAACAGGACCAGAUCCUGGUGGAGUUGCAGAAUAACCUACUGUUGGUCAAAGCAGACCUGAGACGUAAAGCUGAGACUCUGGUCCAAACACAGCCCACCAGACCACUACCGCCCCCUUCCGGAUACCCCUCUGCCAUGCCAGGCUCUUGUACGAAACGAGGGUGUGCAGCAGCAGUUGACACUGAAAACAGACCUCCAGAGAAACGACAAUUUUUCCAUAGUUUGUUCCCCACACGUACCCCAAAUCGAAAAUACAACACACGCACUGCUGAGGAAGCUAGUGCCACUCCUUAUUCCCGUAUUCUGCGCUCACGGCAGCAGUCUCCACCCCCCAGCCCUGUCCCAACACCGCGCCGCAUCAGAGGCAAAUACUGAGCUGCUAAGUAU
This is a messenger RNA of Periophthalmus magnuspinnatus, 2948 nucleotides long. It is a transcript of the gene kif20a, whose product is annotated as kinesin family member 20A. The record is from RefSeq and is a predicted model, not a curated record. Bases 222 to 2936 code for a protein of 904 amino acids. Gene Ontology annotation, molecular function: microtubule binding; ATP binding; plus-end-directed microtubule motor activity. Gene Ontology annotation, cellular component: spindle microtubule; nucleus. Lineage: Eukaryota; Metazoa; Chordata; Actinopteri; Gobiiformes; Gobiidae. Gene Ontology annotation, biological process: microtubule-based movement; mitotic spindle assembly. The transcript has 19 exons.